This is a messenger RNA of Mugil cephalus (flathead mullet), 3407 nucleotides long. It is a transcript of the gene b3gat2, whose product is annotated as beta-1,3-glucuronyltransferase 2 (glucuronosyltransferase S). The record is from RefSeq and is a predicted model, not a curated record. Gene Ontology annotation, molecular function: galactosylgalactosylxylosylprotein 3-beta-glucuronosyltransferase activity. The transcript is spliced from 4 exons. Gene Ontology annotation, cellular component: Golgi membrane. Bases 482 to 1396 code for a protein of 304 amino acids. Lineage: Eukaryota; Metazoa; Chordata; Actinopteri; Mugiliformes; Mugilidae. Gene Ontology annotation, biological process: chondroitin sulfate proteoglycan biosynthetic process; carbohydrate metabolic process.
CUGCCUUAUUAUCCUCAGACUCAGAGCAGCGCUCUGUCCUCGCCAAGUGAUGCUCCUCGGCGGCGCACAUCGGUGCGUUAUCACCUCCCGCUGCAGGGGGUGCGGGGACCGCUCCUACUUGUUUUUCCUUUUCUGGAAAAUACGCUCCGAGGGGCGACGGAACAUGGGAAUUUAACGGGGGCUCGUCAGAGAGAGUGCGAGACGGAGGAGCGUAGGACGACGAAGAAGCCCACAAGUCCCAUCCGAGAGGAGAGAAGCGAGCGGGAGUGGGGGGACUCCGGGGAAACGGUCCCGUCGGGACGGAGGGGACGCAGCGGAUGGGUUCGAGCUUCAAAUAGUUUAGAAUGGACUCAGCGCGCUUGUUGCCGGUGUUUGGAGAAUAAGAUCCAGGGAUUUAAAGGUUUUCUCGGAGUUGCGGUCGGCUUUUCUGUUUGUGAUGGAGUGAGUGAAAGAGAGGACGCACGGCAACUUCAGACUCGCCAUGAAAUCAGUGUUUUUCAGCCGCUUCUUCAUCCUGCUGCCCUGGGUCCUUAUUGUCAUCAUCAUGAUCGAUAUCGACAGUAAAAGGACGAUCCGGGCUCCAGCAGCCGUCCGCGCCGGCAGGGCUCAGCGAGCAGCCCGAGCCGGUGCGCCCGGGCUGGGAGGGAACCAGAACCAGAGCGCCCUGCCGGUCGUCUACGCCAUCACCCCGACCUACACCCGCCCGGUGCAGAAGGCGGAGCUGACCCGGCUGGCUCACGCCUUCCGACAGGUGCCCCGCUUCCACUGGAUCGUGGUGGAGGACUCGACGGUGCGCACGGAGCUGGUUUCGCGCUUUCUGGCCCGGUGCGGCGUGCCGUACACGCACCUUCACGUGUUCACCCCCCGCAGGUUCAAGCGCGCCGGGAUGCCACGCGCCACCGAGCAGAGGAACGUGGCCCUCGCGUGGCUCCGGCAGCACCGGGGCAGGCGGGACGCCGGCGUGGUUUUCUUCGCGGAUGAUGACAACACGUACAGCCUGGAGCUGUUUGAGGAGAUGCGUAGCACUCGCGGCGUGUCAGUUUGGCCUGUCGGAUUUGUGGGUGGCAGAGCGUACGAGCGCCCCUUGGUGUCUGAGGGUAAAGUCGUGGGCUGGUACACCGGCUGGAGACCGGACCGACCCUUCGCCACCGACAUGGCAGGUUUUGCGGUGAACCUCCAGGUGAUCCUGGCGAACCCGCGGGCGCAGUUCAAGCGCCGGGGCUCUCAGCCGGGGAUGCAGGAGUCCGACUUCCUCAAGCAGAUCACCAAGGUCAGCGACUUGGAGCCCAAAGCCAACAACUGCACACGGGUGCUGGUCUGGCACACUCGCACCGAGAAACCACACCUGGCUAACGAGCCCAAACACCGGAAGGACACCGUGGUCAUCGAGGUGUGAUCGCAGCGGCCGCCAUCUCUCGACCGAGACUAACGACGGCAGCCUGCUUCCUGUCCUUAUCGGGUUAAUACAAUCUGUUCACGGUGAACAUGGACUCUGAGGAGCUGCAUGAUUCCAGACUCCUGGCUGGCUGUCAAACGUUGUCAGAGUCGGACGAAUCCAGAAUAAGUUCUUUUUACGGACUGGAGAUACGUGGACCAUUGUUUUUUUUUCUCUCCAUCCACAGCCUGCUGAUGUAAAAACUAAAAGUAUAAAUGUAAAAUAUCAUGUUACUGAACUGAAAAGUGCCAUGUGAGUCAAAGUGAAUCAUUAAUGUUGUUUUAAACGAAUACAUCACUGACAGAUUAACUGCGACGUUGUGAUAUGAACAUGAGACAGAGAAGACUUCCACACACGUAAGACAACAUCUUAGGAAACUGGUUUCUACACACAAGUGUGAUAAGACCACUGACCAAGUUCUAAGAAGCAGACAUGAGGAUGCGGUUAGCAUAAAGCUAACUUAGCAUGAAGACUGAAAGCUGGACAAAAAAAUAAAAAAUUGUUUGCACAUUUUGUCUCAAAUAACCAGAAAUGUAACAAAUCACAGUUUGUGAUUAGCUUUAGAGAUCUUCAUAAAUGUAUUUUUCAAUUUCUACCAGUCUUUAUGCUAAGCUAGGCUAACCAUGCCGUAUAACUACAGGUGUGGAAUUAAUAAUAUUCCCCUACUUCCCACGUCCUCCCACAGCUUUUUACUGAGCAAAUUAAACUGAACUUCAAGGGAUUUUUUUUUUUAAAACACAUUAAAGCCUGGAAGCAAGAUUAACCUCCGCAGUUUGUUGUGGCCGAAUGUUGUUCUGGAAGCCCUUUGUUGGAAACUAGCCAAGAUCUGCCGGACCAAGCAGAUUAUUUGGUCCGAGUAAAUUCAUCCGAGUUGAAUGUGUUUGUAACAAAUUGGCUGCUGAGCUUUUUCGAGUCCACUGUGGAGUCUGUUGUAAAGUCUGUGGAGUCUGUGUCAAAAUGUCCGACUAUAAAAAGGUCAGAAAAUGUCCUGUGCGAAGGUGCUUUUUCCCAUUUUUUCCACAAUAUUCAGUAUUUGGCAGUUGUUUUACAAUUUACUGCAUGUUAUAAGAGGAGUGUAAAAACCUUCUGGGAGUAUAAUUACUGUAACGACACCACAUUGGCUGCAAAGCACAACGUCAUUGGAAUUUUUCUACUAAUUAUGGUAAUCCAAAGUGCUGUUGCAAACAUGCUACGUCACAUGCUUUUUUUUUUUUUUGCUGUAAUUGGCUAAAAGACUAUCCUAUUCCAAAAUGCCAAACAAUGUUUUUCGCAGCCUCCUCUUCAUGUCUGUGAGGUGGCUCGUGCCAGUCUUCUCUGUUAAAUCACAUGAAUGUCUUAAAGUUAGUGCUGUAUAAUGAUUUAUUGAUGCCUAAAUGCUAUUUAAUACUCCCUGAACUGAUGAAGUGGAGCGACCUUUGUCCCCUCUCAUUCUGUAUGUAUGUAUGUAUGUAUGUGACGUAUGUUAUCUGGUUUGUAAAUGGCCCGCGGCUCAAAACCCAGGAGCAUCAAUCCCGACAAGAUGCCAUCAAUAAUGUAGAGUCCGCGGGCCGGCGACAACUAGAACGCAACGAAAAGAAUUAAAAGACUAGGCGGCAUGUAAACAGCACAUGAGGGCGGACACAUGUAUGAAGGACGUUUUUCUUGACAGCAGUAUUGUCCUGAGAGCUGACGUUGAGGAGGCAGAAUGUGCGAUGGUGUUUGUUGUACGUGAUUGAAAUAAAAACAGGAUUAAAUCCAGGAUUCAACAGCUUUUAUUCCAAAUGACCCCUCUCAUAAAACCUGGAACAGGAGGAAAAAGAAAGGAGAGUUCCAGGAGCCACUGGACAGAAACACAGAAAACUUCCUGUACAUUUACGGUUUUUAAUGCACGAAAACCACUUUUAUUUAAUUUUCUUUUUUUCUUUCUCUGUACUAGGCACCAGAAAAUGUAAACACACUGGAAAUAAACCUGGAGGACAUUAGAUUUAUUCAA